AUGUCGUGCCCUACGCUCCUCAAUGCCAUAUUCGCCUUGACAAGCCGGCACCUGAGCUUGAAGGGGAAGCAUUUCGACACGUGGAUUUCGAACCAUUAUCACGAGCAGUGCCUGAAACAGCUUUCGAGCAUCUCUAGCGAUUCGCAGGCUCUGCAAAACGACGACUUGCUGGCGGCUACUAUUUUGUUACGGACUCUGGAAGAACUUGAAGUGCCAUUCCUUGGUACCGACAACGAGGGGCAUCUCCUCGGAAUACAAGUAUUCAUGACGGCGCAUGGACACGCUGGCACCGCGAGCAGCCUGCGAAAGGCCUCAUAUUGGAUUGGCCUUCGCCAAGAAGUUACCAUGGCCGUUGCGAGUCAACGGCCGAUCAAGACCUCGCUGAAUCACGACUUCGUUGACCCCUCGUUUACGACGGCGGACGACGAUACAUGGGCGAACAGAGUCAUUGUUCACUGUGCCAAGGUCGUGCAGUUCUGCUUCGGCAAAGGCCAUUCUUCCCUGGAAGAGUACCGCGCGCUGGUGGAAUAUGAGGAAGGGUGGCUACGCUCGAGGCCGUCGAGUUUCCUUCCCAUUGCGUACUGCGACCCGAGUCCGUCACGCGGGGAAGUGUUUCCGCACAUACUCUAUCUCAACCAUGCCAUUGUGAUUGGCGUGGUUCACUGCAUCCUUGCCCAAGCGCUUCUCAUGUGUUACGACCCCACGCUGCCUAGGGUAGGGCCGUCGCGGUUGGCGGCGCAAGAGGCUCGUGAAGACGGCAUCAGGCGACAGCUGCUGUUGCUUUGCGGAACGGCCCUGUCAAACGAGACGACUAUUCCGGCCAUGAUCACUUCGUCACUGGGCAUUGCGACGUGCGGCGACCGGCUCCACGACGAGAGUGAACGGAUGGCGGUGUUGGAUGUGCUCAUCCGGACCGAGACCUGCCACGGCUGGCCGACAGGGAUUAUACAGCGCGGACUGAAGGAGGCAUGGGGUCGGUCAGAUCCAUUAGACGUUUACCCGGCCGAUUGA
This is a messenger RNA of Purpureocillium takamizusanense, 1011 nucleotides long. RefSeq lists its product as uncharacterized. The transcript is spliced from 3 exons. Lineage: Eukaryota; Fungi; Ascomycota; Sordariomycetes; Hypocreales; Ophiocordycipitaceae. Gene Ontology annotation, cellular component: nucleus. Bases 1 to 1011 code for a protein of 336 amino acids. Gene Ontology annotation, molecular function: transcription cis-regulatory region binding; DNA-binding transcription factor activity. Gene Ontology annotation, biological process: positive regulation of transcription by RNA polymerase II. The record is from RefSeq and is a predicted model, not a curated record.